This is a messenger RNA of Penicillium alfredii, 321 nucleotides long. RefSeq lists its product as uncharacterized. The transcript has 2 exons. Lineage: Eukaryota; Fungi; Ascomycota; Eurotiomycetes; Eurotiales; Aspergillaceae. The coding region runs from base 1 to 321 and encodes 106 amino acids. The record is from RefSeq and is a predicted model, not a curated record.
AUGGACCAGCAAGGCCAGGAAACCAAUAGCCCUGAACCCAUCGAGUGUUCUCCCGCCCAAGGCGAUUUCCACCUUGUCUGUCAGUUGACGCGGGGACUCGAGGACUGCGAUUGGGAACAGCUUCAAGAAAAAUAUGCGGAUGCCAUGGAGGAACAUGGUCGAGUAGAGGAAACUGUUCGCGCUGAGACAGCCAAGCUUCUCGAGGUUUUCAUGGCUUGGUCACAAACCACCGUCCUGCAGGAUGAGAACCGAGCUUUCAAAAGGUUGGGCGGCCUCACAUAUAAUGCCUUUCGGAGGGAAGUUGAAACCUUUGGGGGCUAA